Papaver somniferum (opium poppy) is the source of this 999-nucleotide messenger RNA. RefSeq names its product ADP-ribosylation factor 1. Bases 182 to 727 code for a protein of 181 amino acids. The record is from RefSeq and is a predicted model, not a curated record. Gene Ontology annotation, cellular component: cytoplasm. The transcript is spliced from 7 exons. NCBI's taxonomy places the organism in Eukaryota, Viridiplantae, Streptophyta, Magnoliopsida, Ranunculales, Papaveraceae. Gene Ontology annotation, biological process: intracellular protein transport; vesicle-mediated transport. Gene Ontology annotation, molecular function: GTP binding; GTPase activity.
AAAUCUAGGGAUGUGGUUUGAAAACGAAAAGAAGAAUAGGAUCCGGCCAGUUUCUUUGGUUCCUUUUGUUUUCCCAAAACCAAACUUUCUCUCUGUGUUUCAGUCUUUUUGUUAUUUGUUUGGCUCUCGCUUGGAUCCAGACAGAGAGAGUAACUGAUCUAAGAUAAAACAAGCAGUUAAUAUGGGUCUGUCAUUUGGAAAGCUCUUCAGUCGUCUCUUCGCCAAGAAAGAGAUGAGAAUAUUAAUGGUUGGUCUCGAUGCUGCUGGUAAAACCACCAUACUUUACAAGCUUAAGCUGGGCGAGAUCGUAACAACCAUCCCCACCAUUGGCUUCAAUGUAGAGACAGUGGAGUACAAGAACAUCAGCUUCACUGUUUGGGAUGUUGGAGGCCAAGAUAAGAUCAGACCUCUAUGGAGGCACUAUUUCCAGAACACACAAGGUCUCAUCUUCGUUGUCGACAGCAACGACAGGGACCGUGUAGUUGAGGCAAGGGAUGAACUCCACAGGAUGCUAAAUGAGGAUGAGUUGAGAGAUGCUGUGCUACUUGUUUUCGCAAACAAACAGGAUCUGCCAAAUGCAAUGAAUGCUGCUGAAAUUACUGAUAAACUUGGUCUACAUUCCUUACGUCAGAGACACUGGUACAUCCAGAGCACUUGCGCUACAUCUGGUGAGGGAUUGUACGAAGGGCUGGAUUGGCUAUCCAACAACAUUGCAAACAAGGCAUAAUCUUCAAUUUUCAUUCUGGAGAGAGAGAUGAAGAACUUAUUUUGCAGGCAUUUGAGUCAUACAGCCUGGAGGGGGUACUCUUUGGAUUUUCUAUUUUCUGUAUACUUUGUUUGGUUGUUACUGCAGAAGGAAUUUAUAGUUCCUUUCCUUCUCUUCAUUCUGUUAUUUGUUUUAUUUACCUUUGGCAUAUUGUUUCGAACUUUUUCACCUGUCUGGAGAUACUUUUACUGGAUAUUUAGAAGUGGAUUUCAUUUUUUUAACUGAUUGAUAUA